UGCAGAAAGAACCCUACCAGAGGCUAUUAGGAGAACAAUUCUUGAAGAGCACUCUCUUAGGAGAACAAUUCCUGAAGAGCCCUCUAGUUCUCGUCCUUGUAGCAGAAAUAGGAUUGUCCAAGAUGAGGUUUUCGCAAGACCUGCAACCUUUCCACGAAAAAAGAUUAAGAAGAGGAUAAUUUUUGCAGACUUGGUAUCAAAGGAAGGAUUCACAUGGAUUCUCAAAGAAACUGGCGUUUUCAUUAAGUUUCUUCCUGAAGCAGUAACAGAUCCAAGAUUGAUCACAUUUUUCAGUUCCAUUGAAGUAGCCUUAACCCAUAGUGCAAAGUGCUCGAGAGGUUACGAGCUUGUUAUGAAGGAGAUGACCGAUACAGAUGGAUGGAGGGAUCUAGAAACCUCAGAGGUGCAACCAUCAGAUCUCCUUGAUGAACAUUCUGGAUGGCAAAGCAAAUUACCGUUAGUGCGGGGCAAGAUAACAAGCUUUUCUCGUUAUGCCGUGAUUUACCGUCUAAAGACAUUUCGAUUUCAAAAAGAGACGUCCACCAGAUGCCAUAAAUUUGAAUGCAGCGUGCCAGACUUCCCAGGCGUUAGUGUAUCGAUUCCAGAAACUUCCCUUCCUUCAGAGCCAGACUUCAUGUGUACAAUAAAGGUGGAAGAAGUUUCAAUCGGUAAUUUCGAAGGAAGUGGCGUCCUUGUUGGUCCAAUCCUACAUCUGUUAUGUAAUUCGUCAGACGAAGUCAAAGGACGUGUCUCUAUAAGCAUACCCCUUGCCUCACAACAAAAGCUGAUUGACUACGAAAAAAUGCCAACUGGUCGUGUAAGAGUAUUUUCGCGAGGUGGAGAAGACAAGUUAUGGGAGUGGAUGAAUAUCCUGAACGAAUUGUACGAGCCACCAAGAUUAAACAAUGGAAUUGUGAACUUUCGACUGAAUGGAAUCAAGAAAUCUCAAAUCAAUCAGAACAUACAAUAUUGGGCAAAGGUUAAUUUUUCUGAGGAACGUGUGAGUGGUAAAGAACGUUUCGUCGAUGAUUCCUUCAGGCCUCGAGAAGUAGGGUUUCUGGCUUUCUUGUGUAAUCAACGACAUCUGGAAAUAAAAAAGCUAAUUCUGUGCUGUUUCCCGCUUCAUAUGAAAAGUGAACUCAAAAGAGAUAUAUCCUCGAAGUAUGAAGUUUUCCGGCAGGGUGAAGGCAACUCGUGCAAACCGCUCUCUGCUGGGGAUCUAGUUUACUUUUCUGUUUCAGAUGGCCUUACUCCAGUUGAUACAGAUCAAGAUCCUGAUAAUACUCCUCUUCGGUUUCUUGGUGAGGAAAAUUUUCAAAUAGAGAUUCUCGUAUAUUGUCAAAUGACAGAAGUGACACCAGAUGUAAUGUUUUACAAACUGAAAAAUGCCCCAGGAGAAAAGGAAAGUCUGAGUACUUUGUCACUUAUUCAAACGCAAGUACUUAAGGAUCAAUUUCAAGAUUGCGAAUCUUCAACCCCGCCGAGGAAACCUGAAGUUGAUUUAGCUGUAAAGAAAAAACUGAGAGACAAAGUUUUUACCUUAAAACGAUCCGUGUCAAUAAUGGAAGACGCGGGAACCUGUUGGCUCAAACUUGGGACAGAACUUCUGAUACCAGAAGGCGAACUUCUUAAUAUAGGACCAGAUUAUUCCCGCGCUGGUGAGAGAGGACAUGCCGUACUUCAAUCAUGGAGGGAUAAGAAUGGGAAUGACGCAACUGUUGGAUGCCUUUUAGACGCCUUUGAAAACAUUGGUCAAAAAAAGAUUGCAGAUUUACUGUUCGACCUUGAACUCCAGGAAAUGUAUAAAGAUCAGACGGAAACGAGUCGAAAACUUGGAGAGGACACGGCAAGUCUGAGGUCAGAGAUUGAGAUAUACAAAGACCUCAUCAACACACUUCGUGAUGAAUUGAGCCGGAUGCGUUCACUGUUGGAACCACAAUCAACCUAAAUAGGAAAAAAAAAAGA
This is a messenger RNA of Stylophora pistillata, 1965 nucleotides long. RefSeq lists its product as uncharacterized. Gene Ontology annotation, biological process: signal transduction. Gene Ontology annotation, molecular function: protein binding. Lineage: Eukaryota; Metazoa; Cnidaria; Anthozoa; Scleractinia; Pocilloporidae. The record is from RefSeq and is a predicted model, not a curated record.